AGCAAUUUAGGAGAACCCGGCCCAGACCAUGGCCGCAAUUAACACGAACACACAGCUGCACAUGGGUUACUACGUAGAACUACCUACUAUAGUGAUUUACUGUGUUCACCCCGUGCCGCGCCCUCGUCUUGGCCGUCGGCGCCGACCCCGAAACCGGAAGGCGGUGAGGCGGGGCGGAAUGGCGAAUUGCAACUUGCUCAGCUCCGGCCUAAGAGAAAAGGCCCAUCCGCACCAUUCACCACAACUCGGUCUCUCUACCCUUAUAACGUACGAUGCGCCGCGAGGAUAUUUAUACCGCCAGCAACACCCGAAUCAGCGUCAGCAUACACAUCCCGUCUGCCCAGCUGCCUACCGAUUAAGCCUCCCUCUCCCCGACUGCAUAGUCACGGACGAACGAGCGAACGGGCGAGCGAGCGAGGAACAGCCCAGUCUACCACCACCACCCCACUACCCCGAGCACGGCUACCAUCGUCCAGCGCCAACACCAACACCGAUACCGACACCAGCGAGGACAUCUGCCACUCGCCACCUCCCAUGGCUGCAAUGGCUGCUCGGGAGCCACCAAUACCGCCCGCCUCAGACGGUAGGGAUAAAAGGCCAGAGAGCGGGCGAGGAAGCGCAGGAGGAGGGGGAGAUGGGAGCAGAGAGGGGGAAGAGAGGGGAGGACUACCGAUACCAUCGCGCAACCCGCUGCCGCUCUCGGCGAGCCAGGAGGCGCAGGUGCGCGAGGUGUUCAACGAGCGCGUGCGGAAGCUGUGCGCCGAAGAGAUCAAAGCCUUCGCAGACUGCGCGCGCGAGCGGACGUUCAGCGUGUCGUUCGCAUGCCGGGCGCUGUCGCGGCGGAUGAACGGGUGCAUGCAGGCGCACGCGACGGCGGCGGAGCACGACCGGGCGCGGGAGCAGUGGUUCGCGCAGCGGGCGGCGCGGGCGCGGGACCACGAGCGCCGCGAGCGCCGCCGCCUCGAGCAGGAGUCCUUCCUGCGCGAGUGGUGGGGGCUCGCGCCGCGCGACCCCGAGGAGAUCCGCCGCGAGCUGGAGAAGCUCCAGCGCGCCGAGAAGGUCGGCGGCGCGGUGAGGAGGCGGAACACGGGCGCGGGCGCGGGCGCGGCGGUGGAGGAGGAGGGAGGGGGCGCGGCGGCGGAGCGAGGAGGGGCGGGCGAGGGUCGGUGAUGAGAGGAGGAAGAAGGGAGGAGGAGGGAGGAGGAGGGAAGAGAAGAGAAGAUAAUGGGGCGGAAGACUUGCGUCGAGGAUGGUACGCACGCAUCGGCACUUGGCGUUAGGCUGUCGGCGGGCAUGCGGUUGGUGCUCUGAUCUCUACUGCGACUGGUCUUGUGAUUCUAGGGGGAGGGGGGUGGGUUUCCCCCAACUACGCAUGAAGGCUAUGGCGACAAUUGCCGUCGCUCGUAUAUAUUCAACUGAUGAAAUGGCUCGGCGUUGCGGCCCUCGGUUGGUUAAUCUGCGGGUGGACCGCUUGGCAUCCCACAACGGUUCGCUUACGCUCGAGAUUUAUUGCUCGGGUAUCUUCUGCCGUUAUAGGCACCGACUGCUUGGUGGUAGAUUUCCAAGACAGCGUUUUCUGCGGCCGGGUAAGUGAUGUAGUGGGCUCACGCACGAAAGACGAGGGAGGAGAGGAAAGGAAAGGAGAGAAGGGUAGGCAUGAAGUUCAUCUAUAGCCUUCUCACGUAGAACAACUAUAGCAAAAACAGUAACAGUCUCGCUAAAUCAGAGUCACCACAACCUGCUCAAACAACC
Messenger RNA from Durotheca rogersii, 1752 nucleotides. RefSeq names its product cytochrome c oxidase biogenesis protein Cmc1 like-domain-containing protein. Gene Ontology annotation, cellular component: mitochondrion. The record is from RefSeq and is a predicted model, not a curated record. Lineage: Eukaryota; Fungi; Ascomycota; Sordariomycetes; Xylariales; Xylariaceae. The coding region runs from base 535 to 1170 and encodes 211 amino acids. The transcript is spliced from 2 exons.